CAUACGAGCGUCACAUUGUUUUAUUCUUGAGUUUUUUUUAAAUACAUUUUUAAUUAGAAGAUAUUUUCCCCGCUGUUGAUGGACACUUGUUUUAAGCUCCCUGGAGAGAUUGUUUUCCUAUGCUGUACACAGCAAGUACUUGCCAGAAAUUCCCGUGUCUUUCAUAAAAUACAUAUUUGUAUAUCUUCCAAUCCGUCCCAAAGCCGUGGUCGUUUUUCCAUGUCGCACAGAACCUCCACAAGUUCCUUUCACGAACAAAAUAUUUGAGUAGUGCAGAUCUAACUUUGGGUAAAGACAAAGCUGAAAAGUGCCAGAAAUUUCUGCAUUGUUGUCUCACCAGCUCUCAAGAUUUUUGGAUAUGAUUGUUUCUUCAAAAAUAUGUGGUUAAAAACAUCUCAACCGCUUAAACGGGAGUAAGGCCCGGUCCAAAUCAAGUGAUCGUCGUCCCACGUAGGACGUAAACAGCCAGCACUUGCCAAAGACAUCUGGACACUUACAUGAGCUCGAGAAGCCCUUCAUUAUCUCAUUACAGUACGCACGUGUAUACACCCCCCCCCCCUCCAAAAAAAAAAAAAAUGCAGGCAUUAUAAAAUGUUGUCCGCUUGUGCAAACAAAAAAAAUGUUUAUGGCGGGGAAAAGUCCACCCGUCUCGUUAAGUGCAGCCGAUAAGAACGCGGACGCAAGAAGAGCAACGAAGCGGUCGCCAAAAUGGUCGCCGGUGGGAAUUUGCUUUUCCUUCUCUCGGCGCUUUUGCUUUUGCUUGUGACGGCGACCGGCGUGGAGGCCCAAGAACUUUGCAGCGCUCGGCCGGAGGUGUACGUGGAGGAGAACAACGAGGUGGACCAACUGGUGGAGACCAUCGUCGUGGAGGAUGGCGCCGUCCCCUUUCUGGACCCUUCCGCCAACCUCCCGUUCAGGCUGGACGGCAAUCAGCUCCUGGCCACUGGGGUUCUGGACUACGAGACGACCACGACUUACGUGGUCAAGGUGACUUGCAGGAAGCCGCUCUUGGAGUACGACCUCAUCAUUGUGGUAGUCGUGUUAAACGUGAACGACAACAAACCAUUCUUCGACGCGAGCCUGUACCAGAUCAAAGUGGACGAGCUGCUAAAAGUGGGGACGGGCCUCGACCAAUUUCCCGCCAAAGACCUGGACCAAGGCACUACGCUCUACUACGAGCUGAAACCAGUAUCGAGUCACUUUAAACUGGCGUCAUCCGAAAAUCCUCAACUGGUCAUCCGGGACAUUCUGGACUAUGACAAAGUCCAAAGUGUCCAGCUGGUCUUGUAUGCUCAGGACACACCGUUGUCAGGACCUGCUGGCGAGGUUUCAUUCACCGCCAGCACCACCAUUCAAGUCACUGUGGUCGACGUGGACAACAGACCGCCCUGGUUCCAGCCCUGCAAGAAACACCCGAUGAACACCACGGUCGUCUGCCAGAGCGCCGGAUACACCAGCCGGGUGACCCUCAACGAAGCGCAGGCCGGACACUUAACGUUAAAGCCAAAUUCACUUCACGCUAUCGAUGGCGACACUGGGAUCAAUGAGGCCAUAAUCUACUCCUUCCUGAGCGGAAACGAGGGCGGCCUGUUCGACAUCAAUCCGACCACUGGCAACAUCAGCAUGCUGAAGCCAGCUAACGUGUCAGGAACCAUCAGUCUGACAGUUCUGGCUGCCCAGACACCGACCAGUUCUCAGUUUGCCACCACGAGUCUCACAAUCAGCGUUCAGGUGAAGAGCCUCCACAAACCAAAAUUCCAGAGACCUCAGUACCAGGGUGUGGUCUCUUCGGUGGGCGCCAUGGCAACAGACCCGACCAACGAGGAUGAGCCGCUUCAGAUUGUGGCCUUGGACGAGGAUUACGCCAUCCUGGGGGGCAUAAACCCUCACAUCGUCUAUCGCGUCAUCGGACGCAAAGACUUCUCCAUCAUUAAUGGCUUCCUGUUCAUGACCAACAACGUCCCAGAAACGACGUUAUCUCUGCAAGUGGAAGCGGUGGACACGUCCAAUGACGAAAAGGACUCAGUGGGGCUCUCGGUGGAGGUGAAAUCAGGUCUCACCACCACUGCUUUGCCCCUGAGCACCACUGAAAGCAUGACCAGCCUCCCAACUACUGAUGGCGGAACUACUGUUCAAGUGGAAUCCACCACUAACCCCAGUACCACCAACCUUGGUACCUCCACUGAGGGCAGAACCACUGAACCGACGGAGUCCACCACCAACCCCGGUACUCCCACCGACAGCAGCGUCUCAACUGGUGUCACUGCCACCAGCGAAUUCGUGACUUCCACCGCCACAGAAUCACCGACCAGCCCCGGGAACCCUCACACAGACAAGGUUCCUAUCCCACCGGGCGGUUUCGGGCCAGGAGACAUGGCGGCGCUCGGGGCGACUCUGGGCGUUCUUCUCUUGGUCUGUGCGGUAGUCAUCGGGGUGCUCAUUUGUCACUUGCAGCGAGGAAAAGCGGACUGGAGGAAGAUCCACGAAGCCAGCGUGUUCCGCAGCCACCUGGGUCAGGGCUCUGGCGGUGAGAAGCAGGGCGUCCAGUACACUAACGAGGCUUUCCAGCACGACGACGGCGGCAGCGUGGGCUCCGGGGGACCGUAUGUCACCCGGGCAGAACAGGGGCCGCCAAACGACACGGCCCUCGAGUCCAGGGCGACGGCGCUGGGCACCCUCCUCGAUGACGACGACGUCAGCCAGACGAGCUCAGACAAGGGAAAGGAGGUGAAGCCCAUCCUGACCAAAGAGCGUCGCCUGGAGGAAGGCUACAAGGCCGUUUGGUUCAAGGAGGACAUCGACCCCGACGCCAAGGAGGAGGUGGUCAUCAUUCCCGACAGCAGGGAAGACAACAGCGACGACGAAGAUGACAACGGUCCCGCUAAAAGCUCCAAAGUGGGUUUUGCAGAGGCCGACCUGGACAGCGGACUGGGAGUGAAGAUGGAGGAUCCGGCGGACGACUCGGAAGGUGACGACGUUCUGAACGUCGACCUGUGAGAAGGGUGUGGCGGAGGGCCGUAAAAAGAUGAUGAUUUAUCAGAACUGACUCGGUGGAGUCACACAGAUGCAAUUGCGAACCAACCGCACCUUAAAGUCACUGCCGGGUGGGAAGAUAAAGUGUUCAAAAACACGUACGCUGUCACUGGAUACAAAUUAUUGUUUGCUUUUGUGGACGUGAGACUGCAAAGUUCACAGUCGUGGAAAGUGAAAGCUAACCAGCUACUAAGAGAAAAUUUUUGCUUCCAUAUUUACCGGAAGGUUUCUUAGUUCCCAUCUUAAUACCACCAGUGAAGUAACUCCGCUGGGACGCUGUUGUAGCUAAUGAUUGACAUUUGUAUACAAAUAUCACAGUAGUUAAUUUUGGUGAUGAAAAGGCAAUAUAUAUAUAUAUAUCUGAGAUCUGGAAAAUAAAUAAAGGGUUUUAGCAGAAGGCAAAUUUCAGGUUGAAAUAAUUAACUCCAAAGAUUUCCACGGUAAAAUAUCACAUGACUGAGUUGCUUGUAAUUAAAUCGAUGUUUAAUGCGCUCAAAAUGAACAAAUUCAAGGAUUUGUUUUUGUCUUUGCCGGAAGUUAAUCCUCGAAAUUCCCUAAAACCACAUGCUAAUUUAGCUAGAAGCUAAUGCUUCAGUUGUGUUGUAGCAGUUUGUAAUUUAAUCUGGUCAGAUAUCUGUCAUAUUUGAACAAUAAAUAUUUCUUUCUGGAAAUUGCUGAGGUGGCGUCAAUUUCAAAACCACCACAGGAGCAGCAAACUUAGCUAGCAGC
Molecule: messenger RNA, 3762 nt
Organism: Syngnathoides biaculeatus (alligator pipefish)
Lineage: Eukaryota; Metazoa; Chordata; Actinopteri; Syngnathiformes; Syngnathidae
Gene: cdhr5b
Product: cadherin-related family member 5b
Exons: 15
Coding region: 709-2997 (762 amino acids)
Biological process (GO): adherens junction organization; cell-cell junction assembly; calcium-dependent cell-cell adhesion
Cellular component (GO): catenin complex; adherens junction; membrane
Molecular function (GO): calcium ion binding; cadherin binding
Source: RefSeq, a predicted model, not a curated record